AUGUCACCAACUCUUAUCCUUUUUGCAACCCUGACGGUGGUCUUCGAGGUCUGUGGUGAUGAUCGUCGCAGGUUCUUAUGUAUUCGCCAGCUGGUCAGCGAACUCUGCAGUCUGCUUGAUCGCAACUCCGUCAUUUCGGUGAUGUUCUUAGGGCAUCUACUGUCUCCUCUUUGGUUCGACUCCAUUGUCCCCACUGACCGUCUUGUCCGCGAUUACCUCUUUCUGUCAUACCCCCAUUAUGUUAUCAAAUAA
Messenger RNA from Dibothriocephalus latus, 252 nucleotides. Lineage: Eukaryota; Metazoa; Platyhelminthes; Cestoda; Diphyllobothriidea; Diphyllobothriidae. The record is from the annotation of a GenBank genome assembly.